This is a messenger RNA of Cuscuta campestris, 1004 nucleotides long. Lineage: Eukaryota; Viridiplantae; Streptophyta; Magnoliopsida; Solanales; Convolvulaceae. The record is from the annotation of a GenBank genome assembly.
GCCGCCAUCACUUUCGUCGAUCUCAUAUACAAUCACUUUCUCCACUUUCAUCAUCCGUCCUAAAGGCGGCCAGCGCAGGUUUUAGGGAUAAUCGGAAAACCCUACCGCUCUAUAUUUGUUCCCGCCGCCUGAAAACCUAAAUGGAAGACCAGUCGUUGGCGACGCCGGGAGAAGUGCUGGGAUCGGCUCUGCAGUACAAAGCCGGGAAAGGGGCUUACCUCUACAAAAGGACUGUAGUCUCCGCCAUCACCGGAUUCCGCUCCUUCAUACACCCAUCGUCCGACUCUCCUGACCAGAGACCAACUGUGGAGGUUACUGGACAUAAGGCACAUGGACCUGUUCCUCAGCCAGGCUCGAUGGUUUUAGCCAGGGUCACUAAGGUGAUGGCAAGGAUGUCCUUAGUGGAUAUAAUGUGUGUUGGUUUCAAGGCUGUUCGUGAAAAAUUCACUGGUACCAUCAGGCAACAAGAUGUCAGAGCAACUGAGAUUGAUAAAGUGGAUAUGCAUUUAUCUUUUCGUCCAGGUGACAUCGUUAGAGCUUUGGUCCUAUCACUUGGAGAUGCGCGAUCAUAUUAUUUAUCAACGGCCAAGAAUGAACUGGGCGUGGUAUCCGCAGAGAGUUCAGCAGGCGCUACCAUGGUUCCAAUAAGUUGGACAGAGAUGCAGUGCCCGCUGACAGGCCAAGUGGAGCAUAGAAAGGUUGCUAAAGUUAAUGCUUGACUAACUUGUUGAAUGGUAGGUUUCUUAUUGUAUGUUUCUUGCUGGAUUGCAAAUUGAAUCUCAAAGUCCAAACCUCUAUCGGUCGUUUUGGUUUGGGGAACUCGAGUAAAUCUAGUGAGCAUUUGUUUAGCAAAAACUGCAUAAAUCUAGGUGGAUCCAAGUGCAUAUAAGAGAGAUGGUUUUUCCUUUUUUAUAAGUAUUAGGUUGACCUGGUUGGAUGUAGUAAAGUUUUGUUUACUUGGAGGUUCUCCAAUUUGUUAGACAUAAUAUAUACCUCGUCUAAAC